Bursaphelenchus xylophilus (pine wood nematode) is the source of this 685-nucleotide messenger RNA. Lineage: Eukaryota; Metazoa; Nematoda; Chromadorea; Rhabditida; Aphelenchoididae. The record is from the annotation of a GenBank genome assembly.
AUGAAAAACAAGAAACCCUACAAACCAAGGUCUUAUCUCAUCAGCUGGAAUGUUGGAUUGGCUGUUUUCAGUAUGAUGGGCACGAUCAGGAUGGCAUCUGAAUUCUUUUUUGUGCUUUCGACCAGAGAUUUCAAGGAUUCAGUGUGUUUGGCGAUAAAUCCCACUGAUAUCUCGGCCCUCUGGGCUUGUUUAUUUGUCGUUUCCAAAGUAUUCGAAUUGGUUGACACUCUAUUUUUGAUCUUGAAGAAGAAGCCGGUCAUCUUUCUGCACUGGUAUCACCAUGCGAUCGUUUUGGUGUACUGUUGGCAUUCAGGUAAAUCAAUGUGAAAUAAUUUAAUUGUUUUUAGCAAUCAUGUUAACGGCCGCUUCUCGAUGGUUCAUCAUGAUGAAUUACGCAGUUCAUUCUGUCAUGUACACUUACUACGGUCUCACUGCUUAUGGUCUUCGUUUCCCAAAACUCAUUUCAAUGUCGAUUACAACUCUCCAAACGGUCCAAAUGAUUGUCGGCGUAUAUAUUUCAUGUUAUGUAGCGCUAGUCAAGUGGUAUUACCACGAUGUCUGUCAUCAGUCCGAUAGUAAUUUAUUAUUUUGCUUCGGUAUUUAUCUCUCAUUCGCGGUGUUGUUCAUGAAUUUCUUUAUCAAAAGCUAUUUAUCAAAGGGAGCUCUGAAGAAGAAGGACACAUAA